AUGAGAGAUGAUGAUACACCAUGUUGUGAGCCAAAGUUCUGGGUUAAUCUGGCUAUAUCUUUGUUCCUAGUGUUAUUUGCUGGUCUUACAUCUGGUCUUAGUAUAGGACUAUUGUCCUACUCCCAGGUUGAUCUUGAAGUCCUCAUAAAAGCAGGUCUCCCUCAAGACAAGAAGAAUGCUGAUAAAAUUUUGCCUAUUGUCAAGAAUGAGUGUUUACUACUAUGCACCCUUCUCAUUGGGAAAUCUCUGGCUUUGGAGACUCUUCCAAUUUUCUUGGAUACAAUUUUUCCUUUUUGGGCAGCCAUCCUGGUUUCUGUCACUCUUGUAGUAGCCUUUGCCGAGGUUAUCCCACAAGCGGUCUGCUCCAGAUAUGGACUAAGUUUUGGUGCUAAAUUUGUCUCGUUUGUUCAGUUUCUCUUGUUCAUUUUCUUCCCAGUGGCAUACCCGAUUAGUAAGUUGCUUGAUUGGCUUCUUGGGAAAAGCCGUUCUGCACUUCUUAGAAGAACAGAACUGAAAACACUGGUGGAUUUGCAUUCAAUUAAGGCAGGGAAAGGUGGAGAACUGACAGAUGAUGAAACUACUAUAAUAACAGGAGCAUUGAACAUGACAGAAAAAACUGCUAAAGAUUCUAUGACACCAAUAUCUAAAACCUUCUCUCUGGACAUAAAUUCUAAACUUGACAUGUAUACAAUGGGGGCCAUAGUGAGCCAGGGACAUAGUCGAGUACCAGUUUACUCAGGCAAUGCGACAAACAUUGUCGGCCUUAUUUUGGUAAAAAACUUGAUAUUCUGUCAUCCUGAGGAAGAAACUCCUAUUAAAGAUUUGGUAAUUAGGAAAAUCCCCAGAGUGCAUGAAAAUUGGCCCCUUUAUGAAGUGCUGAAACUGUUUCAAAAAGGUCAUAGUCACAUGGCUGUGGUUGUGAAGUGUAAGAAAGAUCCCAAAGAAACGUCUCAAGACACCAAAGCUAGGCCUGAUUUUACGAGUAUCAGAAUCCAUUCGGAUCCUGAACUCACACAAACAUACGGAAAAGGAACUAAGCCUCCAUUUGUUGCAAAAGAGCUUCGAAAUGACUCCCCUACAUAUUCUGGCUAUGGUGAAAUUCGAUCUCCUGCGCGGAUUAGAUGGGAGAAGGGAGAGGCAAACGUUUCGAAAGAUGAAAUGGAAUCUCUUGAAAAUAAGUUGUUGCAUGAGGAGGUGAUCGGUAUUAUAACAAUGGAGGAUGUCAUGGAGGAACUUUUACAGGAAGAAAUACUAGACGAAACUGAUCAGCAUAUUGACAUUCACAAGAUUAGAAUCAACAUUCUGCCUCCAAGAAGAUUAUCAUCUGCAUCUCCAGGGACAGCUUCACUCUCUCAAUUUUAUCGAAGAACCUCAGAGCCAGAGGAUUCUCCCAUCUCUUACUAUCAUUCUCCGAUACUCCGUUCACCAAUCCCCCCAUUUGUUCCAUCACCAUUUAUGAAGCCGGUAUUAUAUGCUUCUCCUGGCAAGGCAGUUUUGAAUUCUCCAAUCAGAUCUGCAGGCACUGUUCGUAGCUCACCAUCUUCUCGCCAGGUCUCAAGAAAAUCGUAUGAGAGGUUACGACCGGGCGAUGAUGCAUAA
Molecule: messenger RNA, 1599 nt
Organism: Fraxinus pennsylvanica
Lineage: Eukaryota; Viridiplantae; Streptophyta; Magnoliopsida; Lamiales; Oleaceae
Source: the annotation of a GenBank genome assembly